Molecule: messenger RNA, 3886 nt
Organism: Paramormyrops kingsleyae
Lineage: Eukaryota; Metazoa; Chordata; Actinopteri; Osteoglossiformes; Mormyridae
Gene: crispld2
Product: cysteine-rich secretory protein LCCL domain containing 2
Cellular component (GO): extracellular region
Source: RefSeq, a predicted model, not a curated record
GGCGAUGUUUUGCGUCGGCUUUUGCGCAUCUUUUCGUAAAAGCCCCCACGGGGCACUUGCCAGCGGCGUUUCCCAAGCUCUCGGGAGGCAGUGCCGGCGUGAAGGGGAUGGGUUUACAUUCUCCCGUUCCACAGCCCCGGCUCUAUAAAAGGCUACGAACGGCAGCUUUGGAAGCAAGAGUCAAGAAGUUGCUCUGUCCCUCUAGCCGGCAUCCUUCAAAUCUAAAGGAGGGAAAUACCGACCGACGCGAAGAAGCGGUCUGAGGGAGCCAAGCGACAUCACAGGUCACAGGUUAUUCAUCUGAUCGUGAAAGCCAAGAGGCAGAGAGCGCACCAGUUUCCGGCCAAACAGAGAAGCGGGCAUCCGGUGACCGAAGACGAGAUGAAUAUCGCUGUUACCUGCUUGGCUGCACUUGUCCUGCUGGCCCUCGCAACCUCUGACGGAGCUGCCCUCUACCUGCCCGACUCUCCUGAGCUCCGUCGGCUGAUGAGCCGGUACCAUGAGGAGAUGGAGCUGAACCACACGGCGCCCAGCCGGUCCCGCCGGGCCAUCCCCUGGUCUGACCGCGAGGAGAUUCUCAAGCUGCACAACAAGCUACGAGGGGAGGUGUACCCCACUGCCUCCAACAUGGAGUACAUGGUGUGGGAUGAGGAGCUGGAGCGUUCAGCCACAUACUGGGCGGAGGAGUGCAUCUGGGACCACGGCCCCCAGGACCUGCUCAUGUCCAUAGGCCAGAACCUGGCGGUCCACUGGGGCCGGUACCGCUCCCCGGCCUACCACGUGCAGGCCUGGUACGACGAGGUGAAGGACUACACCUACCCGUACCCCCACGAGUGUAACCCCUGGUGUCCUGAGCGCUGCUCCGGGCCGAUGUGCACUCACUACACCCAGCUGGUUUGGGCUACUACCAGCCGGGUUGGCUGUGCCGUCCACAUCUGCCCCGCCAUGAACGUCUGGGGUGAGAUCUGGGAAAAUGCUGUGUACCUGGUCUGCAACUACUCACCCAAGGGCAAUUGGAUCGGAGAGGCUCCCUAUCAACACGGACGCCCCUGCUCCCAGUGCCCCCCCAGUUAUGGAGGUGUCUGUCGGGAUAAUCUCUGCUACAAAGAGGAUGCCCAAGUGCCGCAGCAGCCAGAGACGGAGGACAUGAACGAGGUGGAGAGGGCUCAGGUGCCGGUCCAAGACCGAACCACGACCACGAAGCCAGCGCCCAGACCUCAGCCCAAGCCUUCCAUGCCAAAGAAGACUCCCUCAUCCAAAUCUGCCAGCACCAGCUACUUGGCACAGAAAAUCAAGUGUGAGACCAAGAUGCGUGAUAAAUGCAGAGGGGCAACCUGUAACAGGUACCAGUGUCCAGCCAACUGCCUACGCAGCAAAGCCAAAGUCUGGGGGACGCUCUUCUACGACGUGCAAUCGAGUAUCUGCCGCGCCGCCAUUCAUUCUGGCGCCAUCGACAACAACGGGGGCCUGGUGGACAUCACCAGGAAGGACAACCUGCCCUUCUUUGUCAAGGCCACGAAGAAUGAGAUAGAGAGCCUCAGCAAAUACAAACCAGGCAAUGCAUUUGUGGUUGCAAGAGUGGAAAGACAAUCGAUUGACUGUUAUGCCACGGUGGCUGAGAUAUGUCCCUUCGGAAAGACGGCCGCUAACUGCCCAAGGGUCCUCUGCCCUGACGGCUGCAAGGACCAGCCAUCUUACUGGGCACCAGUGCUUGGGAACAACAUAUAUUUAGAUAGCUCCAGUAUCUGCCGAGCAGCUAUCCAUGCUGGAGCGAUCAAAGCCAGCGGGGGCUAUGUGGACAUCCUGGCCCUGGCGAAUAGGAAAAGCUACAUGGGAACGCUGAAGAACGGAAUCCAGUCAGAGAGUAAGAGGAAUACGGAGGGGAAUUCUUUCCGCGUCUUUGCUGUGAGGGAGUAGGUCAUCGUUCCCACUAGACCUCCUGGUGGUCCAAGCUGACACGGGAUGGGGAAGACCAAGAGGGGGACACUAUGGAGACCUCUGGAGUGUGCAUCAAGCUUGGAAGAUGCUGAACUCCUUGGUGGGCCUCCAGAACUUCAUUUAAUUUCAUUUCUCAGUUGACACUCAAAACAUGGAUUUACUACUUGGGGGGAUAUUAUUUCUUGUGUGUCUAAACUUUUGUUGUUGUUUUUUUUUUUUCGUGUCAACACACAACAAAUUCAGAAUGGUGUACAGUAUCAAUGACGAUUUCAACAGCAGUGCUGGUUUUGUUCCGUCUUUACCUGUAGGUUUAAAAGAGAUCUAGUUAUCUUUAUUAUAAUUAUUAUUUUUAUUUGUUAUUCUUGUUGUUGUUUUUUUUAUAAUGCAUUUGCAAUGGAAAAGAAAAUGAUUGAUCGUAGUACACAGGCAUGUAUAUGGAUCACUCAUUUAAUCAUUUUGUACAGUUUUUUGAUUUGUAUUGUGUGUUAUGUACCAAUAUGUGUAUUUUUCAUGUAUUGGUAUAUUUGAUUAGCUGUUGUAUGUUUCCUUCUAAGGGUCGAUGUGUAUUGUCAUGUGUUUUCUGUCGUUGCCCAUUUCGGUCUGCUCUCUGGCAGGGGAGGGGCUGGAGAUGCCUGGCCCCCUUCACGAUGGCUGUAUGUGGUCAUACCUUUUUAGUACAAGGUACCAAACAGCCGCCACUCCCCCAGAUGAGUCCGACCCAGCGAGUGCACAUUAGUGCUGUCCUUGGAGAAACCAGCGCAGAAUCCUUCUGAGAACAAAAUUUACAUAACUUGAUAUUUACUAUGCAGAUGGAUAUGAUUAUUAUUAUUAUUAUUAUUAUUAUUGUUAUUGUUAUUGAAACCUCUGCCUUCUUUCUGUUUCGGUCCUGGCCAGUGUUCUGUUUUGUUUAAUUUAGCAAUUUACCCGUCAUCACACACACCAUCUCCUCAUUCUGCGGCCAGUCCAUAGCUGAGGGACUGUGUUCUUACACAACUCAUGGCAUAGUUUACAUGGAGACAGCUGAAUGUUUGUAAACUCAUCAAUACCCUUUUUUAAGGGGGGGGGUGGAUGGAUAAAUGAAAAUUUAUACUAUAUAUAUAUAUAUAUAUAUAUAUAUUAGCUGAAAAGGCCUUUUAUAAACAAUGUGAGUAACAGUUCUUGCCCUUCUGAAUGGUGUGGCUCAUUGCUUCCCAACCCGGUCCUUGGAACCCCACAGACAGUUCACGUUUUUGCUCCCUCCCAGCUACCUGCUAGGCAGUCCACAUUUUUGCUCCCUUGGGAACUGGGAGGGAGCAAAAACAGGGACUGGCUUGCGGGUCCCAAAGGACCGGAUUGAGAAACACUGUUGUAGCAGUAUAUGCUCAAUGUGGAUGUUUAAACCGCUUAAACACAGCCACAUAAUAGGAAGGUACUUUGCCAAGAGGUACGUGAUGUGUGGGAAGACUUCGCUUAGGAAGGAGUGCCUUGUCAGACCCUUACAACCAUCUUAAUGCUUCAUUGCUUCGACAUCUUGGCUGGUUAGACUUAAAGGGAGAAGAGGAACAAUUUUGAUUUUCGUUUUGUAGCUGAAGCAGUCCAGAAAGACUUGCUAUUGUCUCCAAAUUGUGUUUCUCUCCCUCCUUGGCCUGGCCCCAAGCUCACAGGUGGUGCCUUAUGACUAGUUUUCCCUCGUUAGUAGUCAUCUAGCUGCUCUGUUUUUGGCUACCUCAGUUCUGUCGCCGCAUCCCGUGUGGCUACAUUCGAAAGCCUGAGGGAAACCAUAUUCAUUCAUGUGUGUAGUGAGAAUAAUGUUGCGUAAAUAGUUCAGAUUCACCUUCCUACAGAGUAAGGUGUGUGUCGUCAGAGUAACUUACGGAAAUGUUUGUGAAGUGUGAGGAUUUUAUAAAGGCAGUGGAGUUUUUCAUACUUUUUUUUGCACAAUUUAAAAAUAAAGAACAAAAAAGAAAUA